This is a messenger RNA of Sceloporus undulatus (fence lizard), 5333 nucleotides long. RefSeq names its product histone-lysine N-methyltransferase SETD1B-like. The transcript is spliced from 3 exons. NCBI's taxonomy places the organism in Eukaryota, Metazoa, Chordata, Lepidosauria, Squamata, Phrynosomatidae. Bases 15 to 1184 code for a protein of 389 amino acids. The record is from RefSeq and is a predicted model, not a curated record.
CCAAGCCACUACCCAUGGGCAUCGUUGUCCUCUCUGAAUUGGCUGAAAACCCUUUCUUCCCUCCUGAAGACCGGGGAGAGACUCCGCGUUCUUCCAAGAAGAGGCCUUCAACGGGGACUCCAGCUGACCAUAGCUCAAAGAAGUCCAAGUCGACUCGAGAUCCGAAGGAGACGGGAUCGUCCUCCAAGGAGAGGGAUCAUACUUCCAAGAAGCCCCGCUCCCCUGACAAAGGGUCCUCCAGGCAAACCCCGGCUCCGGGGAUGUUGCACACCAAGGAACCGUCCUCUCAGCACCGACCAGCUAGCCCGACCCCCGACUUCCCACAGCUGUCGACUGUUCCUUUUGUCCACCCGGAUACAGAAGCUACCUGGUCCCCACAUUGCGAGUCACCUUCGCCGGUCCUGCACUCUGCUGGGGAAGAGCCCCUUGACAAUGACCUCUCCGAUAUGUUUUACGACUCCGAGACGGACUGCUAUUACAUGUCGGUAUCAAGGGAGCUUGCUUUCCAGAAGUUCACAGCCAAGCUCAACCUCCGUCCUGUGGCUUCUGACCGAGGCAAACCUUCGGCAUUGGCCUCGAAACCUCCUGCCCCCACAACCCAGCAGUCCGUGGUACAGCCCUCCAUCCCGUUGCGUGAGCCUGAUCAAGCAACACUCCUGGAUUAUGACUCGGAGCCCGAGGUCCUGCCUCCUUCAGAGGAUCCUUCGGAGGAAGACACUUCCCUGCAAGGCUCUCCACAGCGGAUGCACCAUCCCGAGCCGUCUUCUCCCACUGAUGAUGUUCAUUCCUUCAACGAGCACAUUAUCAAGAUGGCAAGGGCACUGGACAUUGAGCUAUCCUACCCCGAGGAGGAAGCUAGGGACCCCAUUGAGCGUCGGGUCCACGGCUGCAUGCCAACACCGCCCUCCAUUCCAUUGUUCCCAUCUCUCAAGACCAUCGUGAAGAGGUCCUGGGAUGCACCGGCCUCCUUGGUGGGCUCAUCACACAAGAUCAAGUCCCUCUAUAGGAUUUCGCCAUCAUGUUGUUCUUGGUUGGCCGACCACCCUAAACAGAACUCGGCCAUAGUGGAAGGGGCCCAGCAAACGUUUAUUCCAAAGCAGGCAACCUCUCCCGCCGAUCAAGAAGCCAAGAAAAUCGAUGGUCUCGCCAGGAAGGCUUAUUCGGCUGCAGCCCUGGCCGUGUAGGCCAUUAAUUACAAUGCGUGCAUGGGUGUUUACCUCCAGAUACUCAUGGAGGGGAUCUCGACGGUCAUUCCAGAUGUCCCGGAUGAUGCACAACGGCGGCUGGUCGAAAUCAGGGAUGAGACCCACUUCAUAGGCAGUUGGCUGAUCACUGCCUCCAGGAAUGUGGCAGAUUGCACUGGAAGGGCCAUGGCUGCCUCAAUGGCUCUCCAGCGGCAUGCUUAGCUUCGGGGGUCUGACCUCAACAUGAACGUGAAGUCAACGAUUGAGGACAUGCCACUGGACAGAUCGGGCCUUUUCCACGCCGAAACCGACAAAUGACUGAACCGUAAGUUCAGAAUGAAGGCGGCGACAAAGAAGCACGGCAUGUCGUCAUCCUCAAUCUCUCCGUUCUGGAAGAGGCAGCGCAUGGCAAUCCCAAGGGUCUCUGGUUUGCGACGGUCGACUUGAAGGAUGCCUAUUUCCACCUAGGGAUUUGAGAGUCCCACAGAAGAUUCCUUGCCAUCGCUGUUGGCUCCACCGUGUACCACUACAAUGUUCUUCCCUUCAGCCUUGCCAUUGCUCUGAGGGUCUUCACGAAGUGCAUGGUAAAACCCAUUUGUCUGUAUUCGCUGAUGACCACUCGAAGAAAUACAGUUACAGUUCAGGGUGUUGACAGAUGUCGCCUCGAGGGGAAAGAGAUUUAUGUCAAGAUCCUCAGAGAAGAGCUGUUACUUGCGUGACACACACAGCUUUUUUUGGCAAAACGGCUGUCUGUCAGGGAUUAUAAAUUGGAGGGACUCACCUGGUCUCCUUCUUCUGCAGGAAGAAUAAAACCACAGUCAAAUAUUCUGCCGCCCUUUGCCGGAAGGAUUGGUUGCUUUUUUUUUAAAUUUCAUUUUUGUUGUGCCAUUUCUUAAGAAUGACAUGUUCAGUUCCUUAUGGGAAGGGAUGAGAUCUCUACCUGAUUGACCAGUUUUUCCUUAAUGUUCUUUGGAUGCAUCUGCACUGCAGAAAUAUUACAGUUUGGCACCAUUUUAACUGCCCUGGGUCAAUUCUAUGGAUUUCUGGGAAUUUGGAAAAAGGGUCCCUGGAACUGUUUUUAAGGGAUGUGUGUAUAUGGUGGAGGUGUCAGAAUUGGCUGUUGUUGGUUGUUACUAAUAUUGCUUAAUUGGAGGUCCUUGCAGGGAGAGGGCAAAUUACUUUUCCCCAUCCGUUAUCAUGGAACUAUCUUUAAAUAAUGCUUGAUUAAAUGCUGGAUCAUUCAGUCCCCUUUUGAUUUAACUAAAUACAGGUUCAGUCCUCCCAUUCCGAAAUGCUUGGGACCAGAAAUGUUUUGGAUUUUAGGAUUUUGGAAUUUUGGAAUAUUUGCAUAUACAUAAUGAGAUAUCUUGGAGAAUGGGAUCCAAGUCUAAACAUGACAUUUAUUUAUGUUUGAUGUACACUUUACACAAAGCCUGUGUUUGUUCUGCAAUGUUGUGGAAAGAGGAAGCACAGGGUUGCUCUGCUGGGAAAUGGAGAGAUUGCUCUAGGACUUUCCGAACCCCCUGUGUUUUUGGAAAGGGUGUUUUUGCUGAUGUACUUAUAUUUUAGGAAACAUAAACCACUUAUCUGGGUAUUUCUUGGUGGUUUUUACAAGGCAUGGAACAAAAGGGAAGAGGCUUCGGGAUAGAUUGUAAGCCUGAGGGCAGGGAACCGUCCAAUUAAAAAGAUUGUAUGUACAGCGCUGUGUAAAUUUAUAGCACUUUAUAAAUAAAGGUUAAUAAUAAUAAUAAUACCCCAAGUAUCAUCGUUCCCUAAAGCAAUUUGGGAAUUGCGUAGCUUUCCUGAUGAACUGCAGCUCCCAGCAUUCCUCACCAUUGGCUAUAAAGGCUAGUGGACUGAUGGAAGAUGCAGUCCAACAAAAUCAGGAGGCCUGCAUGUCCAUCUUACCUAAAGAGUAGAUCCUAAGCCACUACAGGUGAACUACUUUCCCAUCAAGAACUUGAAAUAAAUUACUUUUAGGUCUAUUAAUUUAAAAAAACUGUUGUUAUUGUUGUUUUUGUUGUUGGGUGCCUUUGUUUUUGGGGUUUUUUUGGCAGAAUUUCUUCAUAAGGGCAUUUGUUUUUGCCCUCAUCUGAGGCUGAGAGAUUGUGACUUGCCCCAAGAGUUGUCAUUUCAUGAGAUAUCAUGAGAUGUUGGGGAGCUCGGGUGCCAAAAGAAACUGUAAAUCCCAGGAUUUCAUAGGAUGGAGCCAUAACAGUUAAAGCAGUGUCAAACUGCAUUAAUUCUGCAGUGUGGAUGCAGCCUUGGUAGACAUCCAUUCAGACUUUCUUCCUGCCUUCCUUUAUGCAAAGCUCCUAUUUAGCAGGUUUUUUACAGCCAGGAGAUAGAGGUGCGUCCAUCACUGCAGUAGGCGUUGUAUCAAAUAUUUGACAAAUUGAUGUUCCCGCAACUCAGAAAAGGCACAGAUUUUAUUGUAGGAUUAAACAUGCCACGGAACCAGCCCAGACAUUUGGGUGCCUGGGUGGGUAACACGUAAUGGGACACCUAUCACCCUCCAUGACACACAAGUGCAAAUCCGUGUUUCACUGGCAUUUUGUGUCAUUUAUAUCUUGCUUUUCUGCCAUGGCAGCUCCUUCCUUGUUGCGUUGUCAUCAGACAUCAGUCAUGGUAAAUACAUGUGCAACAUGAAUGGUGUAUAUGUGUAUGCAUGUGUGUUGGGGCUGAAAGUUCAACUAAUUCCCCCCUUCCAAAUUUUUGGAGAGGGUUUCUUGAAAGACUUUUGGGCAUUUUUUAUUUAUUUAUUAAUUUAUUGCACAAAACCAGGCAUGAAACCCAAGGGUUACACAUCACUGUACUAGAUCGCAGUGUAAAGCAGCCUGUGAGCUUGGAAAAAUUACUUCUUUUUAAAAAGUACAAUUCCUGGUACUCUCAACCUAGUUGAAGAUUAGGUAAGCUCUCUAAGCUUUUUGCUUGAGGAAGAAGCCAGCAGAGCUUCGAAGGCUUGCAACGUGUGUAACAUGCAUUUUGUUUGGUCCCUGUAUUGUGGAUUUUGGAUCAUACUGUACUGCCUUUAUAUCCCAGGCAUGGAGGUUGUGGUGAAAUCUGUUUGGUGUCCUUUCCAGAUCUGUUGCAGGAGAGCUGGUUAAACUUUGGCCAAGGAUGUGUAUGACCUGUGUGCGAGCGAGGAGCAAGGGCAGUGGGUAAAUAUUGACUGGGCCAAAGUGAAAGCAGAGAUAAGUGGGACAUUUCUACUAAUAGGAGGAGUUGGCAACGUGUGAUAAGAGUUGCGUACCUCUCUUGACAUUCAGAAUCCUUUGCCCUUUUUUCUUCCUUAAAGAAUCAGCUCAAAUGUUUAUUUUCACUAUUUAACCCAUAUAGCGUGCCCAGUGGGGCAAGUGGUUGGCCCCCAUGAUAAUACUAGAGCCCAGAGGUCUUUGGAUCCAUCCUUUGGUUCUUGCAAUUGUCUGAAGAAGGCAAGAGAUAAGGAGGGUCACAUUCUGUCAGAACUCCCCCUUCAUUCAUUUAUUCAUUUGGAGGUUUCUGUCAUGAGGGUUAUUAUAGGUUAAGGAUGAAUAUUAAUAGAUUAAAGUAGUAAUGGGUUAUGGUGGUUAUGGUGUAUUGUUUAUAUAAUGGGUAAUAGAAUGAACUAAAAAGAGAUAGGCUGCCUGCUAGACUCUGUGCUUGCCUGUUAGGUUGGAAUGUAAGGGAGUUACCCUGCCAGCAGAGACUGUCUCUGUGCUGGGAGGGGGAACUGUGGCUAAUAGACUUUUGUGUUAACAUGUUCACUAUAUUUUAAUAUGCUGCUAAUAUAUGUAUGUUGCUGCUAUGUAAAUAUGUGGAGUGGGGGAUGUUGGGGCUUAUAGUUCUGUUAAGAUUUAUCAUUACUUAGGCUAGUUGUAGCUCGAGGUUUAUGCUGCAAGGUCACAGGUGCAGCGAGGAGAUAACGCUUUGUGGGAAUUGUUUGGAGAGGUUGCCAAGGAUUCUGGACUGGAGGACAUCAUCGGGGAGGAGAUUCCUCACUGCGCGGGAAAAGUUAUCCAAUUAACUUACCUUAUUGCUUAAUGGGGGUGGGUUUGCUUUCAGGGGUUAUAUAAACCAUAUGCUAUUGUACCUCCUUAUUCCUGACAAAAAGUGUGUUUGGAUACUUUUGCUUGUUCUUACAAUAAACAUUAAUUGUUUUCUCAUUGA